AUGCAGACGCGCACCCGUGACAGCCUUGGUGUCGCAACACAUUCCUCCGAUCGUGACAGAAGGAACCACGCUGAGACGCAUGAACGUGUUUUCGAGGCCUCUCCCGUCGCCGCCGCGCCAGGCAGGGCCCCCGCAUCGAGACACAGUGCGCAUCCAGACACAGUGCGCACCGAGACACAGUGCGCAUCCAGACACAGUGCGCACCGAGACACAGUGCGCACCGAGCCCGACCAGCAUGCCUGUCGAGACAGAAAACCACACCGCGGCCAAAACCUUCCUGCAGCGGCACGCUCACUCCUGCUACCCACCGCCCCGCGCUGCCGCACGCCCUCUCGUGUUGUGACCCAGGGGGCCGCGCCACGGGGAGACGGCGCGCCGCAGCCUGUCAGGACGCGCACGCGGAGCCGCGCCCGGGACGCCCGCCCGCCGCGACGUGUCAGCGCGCCGCGCGCACUGCGAGCGCGUCACGACGGAGGCGGUGUCACAGCGCCCCCUGGGAGGACAGAGCACCCUGGCGGGGAGACCGUGUCCUCAGAGCCGGGCUGUCUGAGUCCGGAGCGCAGAGCGGGUGGUUACAGCGCGUGGGGAGGAACGGGUGAGGAGGAGGAGGAGGAAGAUAGGAAACAGAUGAGAAAAAAAUCCAUUCAUCCUUGUCAAUCAACUGACAAAGAUGUGAUAAAAGAAACUCACGCUGAGAAUUUAAUGACUAAUUUAUCAAAUGCUUAUGCCUCAGAUUUGUUGCCAUCCAAGGAGGGCGAAGAUUUAACAAAAUGUUUUCUGCUGCGAGUGGUAAAUAUUCUUCUGCACUACAUUGAGAAAACUUUCGAUGUUAAGAGUAAAAUAUUGGACUUUCAUCAUCCUCAUCAACUUCUUGAAGGUUUGGAUGGGUUUGACUUAGAACUGUCUGACCAUCCUGAAUCUCUGGAGCAGUUGCUUGUUGAUUGCACAGACACCUUAAAAUAUGGUGUUAAAACAGGACAUCCUCGCUAUUUUAACCAGCUCUCCAGUGGGCUAGAUGUGAUUGGACUUGCAGGGGAAUGGUUGACAGCCACUGCAAAUACCAACAUGUUUACCUAUGAAGUAGCUCCAGUAUUUACUGUCAUGGAAGCAGUUCUUCUUAAGAAAAUGUGUGAGAUUAUUGGCUGGAGAGAAGCAGAAGCAGAGGGAAUAUUUUCACCUGGUGGGAGUAUAUCAAACCUCUAUGGUAUAUUAGUAGCUCGUUAUAAGCAAUAUCCAGAGAUAAAAGCAAAAGGCAUGACAUUCCUUCCACGCAUUGUAUUGUUUGUUUCUGAACAAGGUCAUUAUUCCAUAAAAAAAGCUGCAGCAACCCUUGGUAUUGGAACGGAUAAUGUAAUUGAAGUAAAAUGUGAUGAAAGGGGAAAGAUGAUUCCAGCUGAGUUAGAGAAAAAUAUAUUACAAGCUAAAAGAAAGGGCCAGACUCCUUUCUGUGUUGUGGCCACAGCUGGCAGCACCGUGUUCGGGGCCUUCGACCCGCUCCAUGACAUCGCAGAUAUUUGUGAGAUACACAAACUCUGGAUGCAUGUGGAUGCAGCUUGGGGAGGUGGAUUGCUGUUGUCCAGAAACCAUUCCUAUAAACUCAGUGGUAUUGAAAGGGCCGACUCCGUGACCUGGAAUCCCCAUAAACUCAUGGGUGUUCCCCUUCAGUGCUCUGCUAUCCUGACCCGGGAAAAAGGUCUUCUGGGAGCAUGCAACCAGAUGCAGGCUGAAUACCUUUUCCAGCCUGAUAAAGUCUACAAUAGUAACUUUGACACCGGGGAUAAAACUAUUCAGUGUGGCCGACACGUUGAUGUCUUUAAGCUCUGGUUAAUGUGGAAGGCAAAGGGAACCUAUGGCUUUGAGGUACAGAUUGACAGAUAUAUGGAACUUGCAAAAUACUUCUAUAAAGUUUUAAAGAAAAAAGAUAACUUUAAGCUUGUAUUUGACGCAGAGCCUGAGUUCACCAAUGUCUGCUUCUGGUAUUUCCCACCAAGACUUAAACAUAUCCCGAAAGGUUUUGAAAGAGAUCAGGAACUGCAAAAGAUUGCUCCAAAGAUUAAAGCACAGAUGAUAGUGGAAGGCACAGUCAUGCUCAGCUACCAGCCCUGUGGGGACAAAGUAAAUUUCUUCCGAAUGGUCUUUUCUAAUCCUGCCACAAGACAAACAGAUGUUGACUAUCUUAUUGAUGAAAUUCAAAGACUUGGGAAAGAUUUAUGA
This is a messenger RNA of Cervus elaphus (red deer), 2214 nucleotides long. RefSeq names its product glutamate decarboxylase 1-like. Gene Ontology annotation, molecular function: carboxy-lyase activity; pyridoxal phosphate binding. Gene Ontology annotation, cellular component: cytoplasm. The transcript has 17 exons. The record is from RefSeq and is a predicted model, not a curated record. Gene Ontology annotation, biological process: carboxylic acid metabolic process. Bases 1 to 2214 code for a protein of 737 amino acids. NCBI's taxonomy places the organism in Eukaryota, Metazoa, Chordata, Mammalia, Artiodactyla, Cervidae.